GCACAUUUGUAACAUCUUUGGAAAGGAAUAAAACAGAAAAUCAAUGAGAGAGCUUUCUCGUCUGCUCUUAUGUUUAUUUGAGUUCUGAUAACAGAGAAAGUACCAAAAACUUAUUUUAAUAGAGUUUGAUUUUGAAUUUUAGUGACUCAGCUAGUAUUUAUCCUCAUUCACAGCAAUCAAAUACUUUUAUCUUCUCACAUAUAUGCUAUAGCAACUAGAGCAGUAAUAGGCACAUGGUAGGUGUUUGAUUAAUUUUUGUUGAAUCAGUCAUUCUUACAUAGAUUUAUGCCUAAAUGAUAUUAAUCUAUGUCAGAUGUUAAUCCUCAAUCAUGUGCUUCCAAGCAAGUUCUUAGCUUUCAAAAAUAGUUCUUCAUUUUUUAUAAUUCAUGUUUUAUAGAGUGAAGAAACUGGUUGCAGAAGGAAACAAUUCUUAGACAUAACUCAUUAUUACUUUUUCAGGGAGCUUUACUGAGAUGCUAAAUAUCUACACAUAUUUUAAUAGCAAAAGCCUCUGUUUCUAUAAAACAAGGGUGACUAAUGCUGACCAGAACUCUUUUCUACACUGAUUCUUAAUGCCCUUCUCGGGUGUGGUAAGAUAGAAUCAAUAGACCAUUGCUCCUAACCUUAACUUUUGGGAGCUAGGGAACAAUUUCAGCUGCUCUUCUUCAAUAUCUACUUUAAAAAACCAUGGAAAACUUGUGGAUGAGUUCAGAAAUAACUUCAAGCUACAUAGAAAAAAAGAGAGAGAGAAACGCAAUCUCACUUUUUAACCUCACCUGUUUACACAUUGAAAUUUAUAAAUCCUGCUUAAGGAGACUGGCUUUCCUACAGGGUACAAAUAAUUUCCAAACACAUCAUUAUGCUGUCAUUAUUUAUGUUCAUAUAUAUUUUAAAUAAAAUGAUAUGUAUCAUGAAGUCACCUGGGCACUCUGGUAUUCAAUGCAUUUAUGUACAAAAAAUUAAAUUUUCUCAGUGACAAUUUCAGUCUAAAAUUCUGUUCUCAAUUUCCCAUUAUAUUGAAAUUCAUUUUUUACCUUUCUGACAUUAAAAUAGUAUAUGUGAUUUACAAAACAUACUUUGGAAUGUCACAUGAUUACUGCAGUUUUAUUUCCAACCUUGGUCACACAGCAAUUUAUGCCCAUAAUCUUGUAAUUGUUAAAAGUUUCUUGAAAGUGAUCUCAAAAGGAAUUGGCAUAAUAGAUUGCAUUUUUGUGUGGCAAAGCAUCAGCUUUUUUCUACCAGCAGUAUCUUUGAACAUCAUACUAUUCAACCAAGCAUAGAAAUGUUCUUACUUUUAACAAGCCUCGAUAAUCAAAGAUUCUUUUCUUUCUUCUUUCAACAACACCUGAGUUAAGACAGAAGAUCUGUGGACGGUUUUCUCCUAAGAAAUAAUUUGCAAUGAAGAUCCUUCUCUUUUUCUCUAUUUCAUUCUUCUCUGAUGUCUUCAUUCCACCAGUGAGCUCUAGGUCUGUUGGAAAUUCUUUGACACCAACAAAAGUCCCAUGUCUACAGAAGCUUGAGAAACUAUACUCAGAGACGCGUAAUUCCUCCACAAUAUUUGAAAAUGCACAGUAUCGUACAAAGGAAAAACAGAAAGCUGAAAGUAAAGAGCACCACUCUAUCUUUAAUCUGACACGUGCAUGUAUAAUGUUUGGUGGUCACUGUAGAAAUAAAUGUGGUGGAAAUGAAUUCAGGAUGGUAUAUUGUGAUGUGUCUACAUCGCUUUGCUGCAUUAGACAAUGUAAGCCUAAGAAGUAUAAAUAAUUGAAGAGACCUAUUCACAGAAAGAGGAUCAACAUGAAGUGUCUUCUCACUACUUCAUUACAUCUAUUACUUCAUUCACAGCCUCGUGUUUCUGUUCAUAAAUCUCUAAUAAAUAAAGGACUAAAUAAAAUACAUUUCAACCUGAACCCUUCAUGAACAUUGUGCCUACUAGGAGGAAAGAGUCAAGAGUACAGAAUAGAGCUCUGAACUUGGGAAUAGCAAUAGAAUGAGAAAAUUCCAUCUUUGGACUACUGUGUUAAACGAAAUUCUGGGGACAAUUCUGUUUAAUGUGAAAAGCAUGGUGUCAAUGAUUCAUGAUGUAUAUCAAGCAUUCUUUUAGAAGAGACAAGAGUGGAGAGAAAGUUUAUGAGAGAUGGAAGGUAUGUGUUAUCCCUGGAACUAGUGAAAAUGGUUGCAAGAGCUUUGAAAUGUGAAGUCAUUGUAACUUUCUUAGCUACACUUUCCCUCUGUUUAUUGAUAGAAUUCUAAAAAUAAAAAUAAUUCAAGUAACAUAGCUUGUCUUUUGAGAAAAAAUAACUCCAAAUGGUAGUAUAGAAGGGAACUAUUUGAAUGAAGAAAGAGAAAAUAAAUCUCUGAAGCUUAUGGUAAUAAUAA
Messenger RNA from Odocoileus virginianus texanus, 2379 nucleotides. The record is from RefSeq and is a predicted model, not a curated record. Lineage: Eukaryota; Metazoa; Chordata; Mammalia; Artiodactyla; Cervidae.